AUGUUAGUACCUGAUCUUCGAGGGCAUGGUCUGACCCAUACUCAAGACGAUAAGGAUCUGUCAGCUGAGCGACAGACGAGAGAUAUUAUUGGAAUUUAUAAUGCAGUUUUUGGCGGUGAAUGCGAAGAAGAUCCGCCUCUCGUGUGUGUUGUUGGUCACAGCAUGGGUGGCGCGUUAGCAGUGCAUGUCGUAGCCACUAAUGAAAUUCCAAACGUGGUAGCCUUAGUAGUCAUUGACGUGGUGGAAGGCUCGGCCAUGGAAGCUCUUGGAGGAAUGCUAACCUUCCUCCGUGGACGCCCGAGCACAUUUGAGUCCGAGGAGAAAGCUGUCACCUGGUGCCUGCAGUCGGGUGCAACUAGGAAUCGAGAGGCAGCCAGAAUCUCAAUGCCAUCACAAAUCAAAAAGACAGAGGUCGUAAUCGGUCGCAGCUUCGCAUCUAGAACCCUUUUGGGUUGGUUUCAAGGUUUAUCAGCCAAGUUUCUGUCGUGCACCCCUCCGAAGCUGCUGGUGCUCGCUGGUGUAGAUCGGCUCGAUAAGGAUCUCACGAUAGCCCAAAUGCAAGGCAAAUUUCAAAACACAAUUCUUCCGAAAGUGGGGCACGCCGUGCACGAGGACAGCCCCGACGGGGGACGAGUUUUGUGCUCGAUUUGCUCUACGACAUCGCCUUCGCUGGAAGCAUGUGCUAGGCUGAGCACGACCACUCGCGCCAUCCCAUGA
Ostertagia ostertagi is the source of this 717-nucleotide messenger RNA. NCBI's taxonomy places the organism in Eukaryota, Metazoa, Nematoda, Chromadorea, Rhabditida, Trichostrongylidae. The record is from the annotation of a GenBank genome assembly.